This is a messenger RNA of Trichomonas vaginalis G3, 510 nucleotides long. RefSeq lists its product as uncharacterized. Bases 1 to 510 code for a protein of 169 amino acids. The transcript has a single exon. Lineage: Eukaryota; Parabasalia; Trichomonadida; Trichomonadidae. The record is from RefSeq and is a predicted model, not a curated record.
AUGGAGAAAAUCGAUCCAUGUAUCGAAAGAAACUCAAACAUGAUCUUCAAUAUGUAUCAGGUUAGCUUAAUCGCUAAGCCAACCAAGUUUGUUGUUGUUCCUUCUAACGUAACGAAAGAAUAUCAACUUGAAAUUAAGCAGAGAACAACAUACGUUCAGAAUGAAAACGGCAUUUACACACUUUACAUAGAUGAUAUGGAACCACUUCAUGUUAACGGCGAUGACGGCUUUUCACAAGUUUCAUGGGGGCAAAUUCAAGGUCAAAACGGACCAAUUAAAUUUAUUGUUUGCUCUCAAAAAUCAGGCUUUAAGGCACCUGUAGUACUCAGCGGUCCAUUUACUGAAAUGGAACUUUGGUAUGAUGCUUUAAGGUACAUCGUUGCAAGUACACCACCGGAAACAGAAACUUCUAAGAAAUAUCUUAAUUAUAUCGUCCAUGGCUUUGAACUCCCGAAUUCAAAAGAAUCAACUCCAGAAGUACCACCUCCACCUGAAGACGUCAAUUUCUAA